This is a messenger RNA of Petromyzon marinus (sea lamprey), 4044 nucleotides long. Its product is annotated as follistatin-A-like. Gene Ontology annotation, biological process: negative regulation of activin receptor signaling pathway; regulation of BMP signaling pathway; cell differentiation. Gene Ontology annotation, cellular component: extracellular region. Gene Ontology annotation, molecular function: protein binding; activin binding. The record is from RefSeq and is a predicted model, not a curated record. NCBI's taxonomy places the organism in Eukaryota, Metazoa, Chordata, Hyperoartia, Petromyzontiformes, Petromyzontidae.
CUCUACCCCCUUGAAUCUCCCCCCUUUCCUCUCCCCGUGCCUCUCCCCCGCUAUAUAAAUGGAUGGACUCCUCUCCUUUUAGCGCUCCUGCUUGGGCUCAGCGUGUCUCAGAGCUUCUCUCGGUGUCCACCUCGCUGCCUGUUUGUUUUGCCCUCUUGGAGUUGUAAAAAAAUUUUCAACAAUUUCCACUGCCUGGUCGGGCCCCACAAUCACCACCAACACAAGAACCACCACAAACAACCACCGACACCAACCACCAAUGACUCCGGGAGCUGUAGAAUCGUUGAGAGGGUGGCUGGUAUUAGGGACGAUCAUCUUGCUCCAUGUGUUGUCCCACAACUCCUCACAAGCAGGCAACUGCUGGCUGCAGCAGACACGCGCCGGGCGGUGCAAGGAGCUGUUGCGUGCGGGCGUGUCGCGGGACGAGUGUUGCCGCGCUAGCGGGCCCGGCGGCGGCUUCACGGCGGGCGACCCCUCCUCGGCCACGCUCUUCCGCUGGCUCGCGCUCACCGGCGGGGCGCCCAACUGCACGCCCUGCAGAGAGUCGUGCGAGGGUGUAGAGUGCGCGCCAGGCAAGAGGUGCCGCAUGAAUCGGCGCAACCGUCCGCACUGUGUGUGCGCGCCCGACUGCCGAGAGGCGCGCCGGGGCCCCGUGUGUGGCUCGGACGGCCGCUCCUACCGGGACGAGUGUGCUGUGCUGCGUGCGCGGUGCCGCGCGCAGUCCUCGCUCUCGGUGCAGUACAACGGCAGCUGCCGCAAGACGUGCGAGGGUGUGCCAUGCCCCGCCGGCAUGGAGUGCGUCCUGGAUCAGCUGAGUGGCGCCCACUGCGUGCGGUGUGGGCAGAGCUCAUGCGGCGCAACCGCCAUCUCCUCAUCUACGGGGGGCCCCCUGUGUGGCCGCAACGGUGUUACCUACGCCAGCGCCUGUCACCUGCGCCGUGCCACCUGUGCACAGGGCCGCUCCAUCGGCGUGGCACACUACGGACACUGCGCCGGGCCGCCCACCUGUCGUGACGGUUCGGCGUGCGAGGCCGGUAAGCGGUGCGUGAGGGACCCGCACACCGGCGCUGCCGCACGCUGCCUGCAGUGCAACGCGAUCUGCCGCGCGUCCGAGCGCCGUACCCCUGUGUGUGGCUCCGACAACACCACGUACCAGGACCGGUGCGCGCUGCGUGCUGCCGCCUGCUCCGACGGCCUCUUCAUCGAGGUGAAGCACUUGGGACGCUGCCGCUACGCCCCAGCGGAGGAGGGAGAAGCUGUCGACGCAGAGGGCAUGGAUGGCAAUGCUUUUCCCGGCUCGGCCAUGAUGAACUACCGGUAGCUUCCCGGCGGCCCCCCCCCCCACCCACAACCCUCCGGUCACUGCUAUUGCAUGUUUCACGUCGUGUGUAUGUGUGCGCGCUCGUGUGGAGUUUUUAUUUUUAUUUAUACGAGUAUUUAUGGGGGCCGUUGUGGGCGAGGGUAGUGAGGGUCGGGGAGACGACAGAAGGGACGCGGCGCUCCUACGACCACGCCGCUUCACAUGGGCAAGGCCGUGGCACAUCUGUCUGGGCGAAGCGAGACGAAGGACAACCGCCCACCCGCCCCGCCGGUCCCCCACCAUCGCAGAAAUCGCGAAAGAGCUACAAGGCGACAGGCAUCGCCUCUCAUUGGAACCCGUGCAGUGUUUUAUUUAUUUAGCCAGGCGAGAACCCCGUUAUCUCUUUGACGAGGGAGACCCGGGGCAUGCGUAACUAUACGUAGCGAGAGAGAUAAAAAAAAACAUACAAAGGAGCCACAACAUUUGCAUACAGUAUGUCCUUUUUUGAAGUGGCCCGAGACGCUGUUUUAUUUUUACCGGACUCGUAAUGCACCAUUGCCCUUGCUUGCAAAUAAUUUCACGGAUACUUUCGUUUACCAAUGCUCUGAUGCUUCAACGGAAUUGACACAGGGGACUGCUUUAGACAAUUCGCAGAAGAAUCCAGACUCGCCCCAGCGGGCACUCAAAACACACGGCGUGUCAACAGCAUCAGAAUAUGCAUUUAUCCUGAAGGAAUCCGAUGAGCCAUGAAUCUCUUUUUCACACAAGAUGUCCAAUAAGGGGUGGGUCAGCAAGUUACAACAACAAAUACAAAAAUAACGAUAGGAGUGCGAAGUAGAGAAAAGGUUUAACACAUAGAAGGGGGCGUUCACGAUGAUAGUAUCCAUAAUAGAGGUUUUUGGGUUAGAUCGCGUAAAUAUAAAUGUUCUGGUGUGUUGUAUGAGUAACGAAUUGGCAUGUUUUGUUUACGUGACAAAUCUUACUAUUUGGAUGUGUCGGGUGGUGGCGGGUUUAAUGACGCAUUUAUAUUUACGAGAUCUAACCCAACACCUAUAUUAUAGAGAAAAUGUAAGCAAGUAACUCUAAAUAAAUAAAUUAACGAAAACUAUGGGGCUGUCGCAGUGUAAGGGUCAGCUCAAUAGACUUGCAUUCCAGAGGCAUGAGUUCAAUUCCAUCUGCCGCCGUGGCAGCUGCAACGAUUGGGCAUGUUUCUAGAAUCCCUACCCUACCCCCGCCCACCCCUUCUCCACCGCCUCUGUCCACUCAGCAGUAAAAAUGGGUGACACUAGCCAGUUGAUCGGCAGGUCGCACGUGAUGCGGCGCAGUGUGGGUAAUCGCCCACCUUUUCCAACACGUUUGGUCAAUGUGGAAGAGUGGAACAGAUGUAUAUGUAUGUCUGUUGAACUUCUUUCGCACCGUACGUAGCCAACCGUUCAAAUCGGAGGUGUCGGGGCAGGACAACAAACGAAACACAAAGCAGUUCGAAAGAAAUUAGUUUUCAAUCUCGAUUUAAAAGUGGCAUGGCUCCAAUGGCUUCCUAAUAUCGGAAAAAAGAGCAUUCCGGACGACCCCAGAGGCACAUGGAAGUGCAGUGCGAUGCAGUGACCAUUUUUAUUCGAUGGUUAGCCAAAACAAAUACCCCCUAAAGCUUGUUUCUAGCAGAGGCCUUUCUGCCAGCAGUGGUAUCGGCAGAAAAUUUCUGGGCCGCACCUUUACCUUUGACAACACAUAGCGGCUGUUUGUGCUCUGUAACAUAUAUUUUUUGCAUUUUAGUAUUUCAAUAUUUCUCCACAUUAAGCAUGCGUUAAGUAACACAUGUAUGUACAUUGAACAACUUUCGCACCGUACGUAACCAACCAUGUGAUAUUAAUUUUAAGGGGAGGUUGUAUACUUCAUGGUGGGUGGGCUUUUUGAAUUUCAAUGUCAUUUUGUCCUUGAGUCCUCGUCUAUCAUUCCAGCAGUUGACGGCGCGUGGCGCGUAUGGGCACGGUCCGCCUCGCGCGAGCCUUUGACGCCACAUUUGUGACCGCUCUGUUAAGCCUGACUCAGGGUGGUGGGGAUUCGUCAUCAGUGGCCGUGGACUGCAGACCCGGGAGGUUUCACUUUGGCUAAUGACUCAUUGUCAUUGGCGUCGUCAGGAGAAGGUCGUGGGGCGUUGAGAAUUGUGGAUAAACUACCAUCCCCUCUCCCAAAUGUUCGGUGAAGAUAAUGAUUAUGGAUAUGAUGAUGAUUUUGACGAUGAUAACUAUGAUGACAACAAUGAUGACGAUGAUGAUGCUUUUGACAAUGAUGACGAUGAUGGUGAUGAUAACAAUGAUGAUUAUAAUGACACAAAAUAUGACAUUCGCACUGCGAGUACAGUGUAUAAUUACUGUUAUAUGUAAUUACAAUUCACUUUUUGUUUCACUUUAGAAUACAUAUAUAUUGUUCAAAUGUUUCACCCGUUGUCACGUGUUUAGGCAUUCCACAUCUGAAAUGACACGAGAUGUCGGUGAUCGUGGUAAUAACAGUGAACUUAUGUUGGUUGUCACUGUGGUGGUGGGGGUAAUAGUGAUCGUAAGGAGCAGUGGCACAGCAGUUACCGUGCUGUGCUAUGAAUCUGGUGAACCGAGAAAGAUUCACACUCAUGGCCAGCACCAGUGAUGAUUAUCUGAACCGGUCCUGGGCCUCCCCUAGAUCGACUUAGCCUCAAAUGAGUAUGUGGUGCGGUGUGUAAACAUCGCGACUCGGGAGACAAAUGUGGC